Molecule: messenger RNA, 2888 nt
Organism: Oryza brachyantha (malo sina)
Lineage: Eukaryota; Viridiplantae; Streptophyta; Magnoliopsida; Poales; Poaceae
Exons: 12
Coding region: 338-2368 (676 amino acids)
Source: RefSeq, a predicted model, not a curated record
CACCGCUCGUCGUCCCCCACUCCUCCUCCUCCAUCCUCCAUCCUCCAGCCACCUCGCAGUCGUCGCACGCGCGCCUCCCUCUCCUCCAUAAAGCCCUCGCGCACCCACACGCCCUUGUCGUUUCCAUCCCACCGUUUCAACGGCCCCCCUCCCCUCCAUCCUCCUCCCAACCACGUCGGCGAAGGGUUGAAGCCGAUGGAGGCAAUGGCCAUCAAUCCGUCUCGAGCUUUGUAGCGCGAAUCCUCGUCUCCCGAUGAGCGUUUAGUCAGGCUCCCGUUCGUCGAGUUCGAGGGGGCGAAUCUUUGCUGGGGAAGGGAGCCCCGCCCGCCACCCCCCCAUGCCGUGCGCGCGCGCCGAGGACGCGCUGCCGUCCGCCGCCGUCGAGAUGCCAUCCUCCUCCUCCUCCUCCUCCUCCGCCGCCACCGCACCAGCUGGCUGUCUGAUCCAGAAGGUGACCGCCGGCGGCGGCUGGAGAUCGGGCGGUUCGGGGCGGGCGUUGCAGCGGUCGGCGCAUCCGUCGGCGGAGGAGGACGGCCACGCGCUCGCGCUGGCGGCGAGCUGCGCCAAGGAUGAUAAGAUCAAUGGUACUGGGAAGAGAGAAGAGAGCCAGAGGAGCAGGAUGAGGAAGUACAGGUCUCAGCUGGAGCAGGAAGUCAAGAAAUUACAGAGGCAGCUGGAAGAAGAAAUUGAUUUGCACGUUGCGUUAGCAGAUGCUGUUACUCAAAAUGCUGCACCUGUACUGAAGUCUUCUGUGAAGAUUCCACUCAAGGCACAAGAAUUACUAAUUAACAUAGCCUCCUUGGAAAAUGCGGUAUCGAAGCUUGAAAAGGACUUAAAUGAACUAUAUUACCAGCUUUGUCAUGAAAGGAAUGAAAGGUUACUUGCUGAAAGUAAACCCGGAUGCUUGCCAUCUACAUCCCCGGAUCACUCGUUGUCAACUUGCACGUGCACAUGGGAAGAACACAUAUCGUCAUUGAGAGAUUCGAAGUUUGGAUCUGAGUCAAUGAGGUCAACUCAACAAGAUUUAUACCCUGAGUUUGAAUAUGAGCAAGAUGUAGGAGAAGAUUCUGAAGAGAGACAGAUGAUUUCUCUAAAUAGAUUGUUUGAAAAACACCAGGAUGUUUCUUUGAAUAGACUUCUGGAGAAGCACCGGGAUGAAGAGAUGCAAGAUUCUUGCUCUACGGACAAAGAAGUCGAAGUAGAUGAGAAGAUUGAUACUAUAUCAUUUGAACAGCCCAUACUAAAGAUAACUAGCAUGAAAGCAGGGAACCUUUGGAACAAUUCUAAUCAACUCUCAGAGGAGAUGGUUCGUUGCAUGAGAAACAUUUUCCUCCGUCUAUCUGAAUCCUCGAAGAUGUCACCAAAGGAAUCUUCUGAUUGUUCAUCUUCCUCAGCAGAGCGUCUUUCUGGUUCUACACUGGCAUCCUUCUCAGACUCAUCCAUCAUUCCCUCAAUGCUACGAAGUCCUUCUGUUGAUUCGAAUCACAAUGAUGAGAUGACGACUGAAGUCAAAAAUUUUGAUCCAUACAAAGUUAAUGGGAAGGAAUGCCGAAGAGAUAUUGGAAAUUAUCGUUCAGCAGCUGAAGUAUCUUGGAUGUCUGUUGGAAAGGAGCAACUUGAAUAUGCAUCUGAAGCUCUAAAAAAAUUCAGAUUUCUUGUGGAACAGCUAUCAAAGGUUAACCCUAAUAGUAUGAACUGUGAUGAGCGGCUAGCCUUUUGGAUUAAUUUGUACAAUGCGUUGAUUAUGCAUGCAUAUCUAGCAUAUGGAGUUCCACGAAAUGAUAUCAAACUUUUUUCUCUAAUGCAAAAGGCUUGUUACACAGUUGGUGGUCAAUCCUUCAGUGCUGCUGAGAUAGAAUUUGUGAUUCUAAAGACGAAGACUCCAGUGCACCGGCCCCAACUUUCUUUGAUGCUAGCUCUUAACAAGUUCAAAAUAACUGAGGAGCACAAGAAAUACGCGAUUGAUGGUACAGAACCCCUUGUGUUGUUUGGACUCAGCUGCGGAAUGUUCUCUUCACCUGCUGUGAGGAUCUUCUCUGCAGCAAAUGUCCGUCAGGAGCUUCAGGAAUCUUUGAGGGACUAUGUCCAGGCAUCCAUUGGUAUAAGUGACCGAGGGAAACUUCUAAUCCCAAAGUUAUUGCAGAGCUAUGCAAAGGGGAACGUCGAAGAUUCUAUGCUCGUCGACUGGAUCUGCCAUCACCUUGCACCUGAUCAAGUUGCAAUCAUCCGAGACUCUUCUUCACAGCGGAAGCAGCGGCUUCUUGGAGCGCGCAGUUUCACUGUCGUCGCAUUUGACUCAAAAUUCCGGUAUCUGUUCUUGCCUGACAGCAGUAGCUCCCAGAAACCAGAACCCAAACGAACUUCGUGAGGUUUGCUCAGAAAACACAUGAUAUGAACGGGGUAUACUUGGUCCAAGAACCAUUUUUUUGGCAUACUGGAUAAUGGAGUAGCUAGUUGUAUAUGAUGUAAAUUUUUGGAAGAAGAGUAUAAGAUGCAACCAAGGUUGGAAGCUGCAGGGUUACACAAAGAGGUCCAAUGAGAAUUAUCUUUUGUAAGAUCAGAUUAUCUCGUCAGAAUUGGCGACGAAGGUUCACCUGGAUCUCACUUUGUUCUGUUACUGUCUUUCCAUACUGAAGAUAACCUUUUGUUCUUUCAUUUUCAACAUACCUUUUUUGUUUUUUAGUAUUUUGGUAGAGUUCUUGAUCUUGGUCAAUUGAUUGCAAGUUCUGCUCUAAUACGGCAGAUGUAUAGUUUUUUUUUUUAUCUCUCAUAAUAAUGUGAACACUUUUGUCGCUGCCUGGCUGCUACUGCUGGAAUAAGCAAUCAUUCUGUGAGAUGCAAAUUCAUUGGUUGUUUAUGUUUAUUACUUGCUCUAAUUCUUCACCAUU